AAUAGAAUGCUCAAUCGUUACCUUACGGUUGUGCAAUGUCGAUCGUAUAAAUAAUUCCGACAAUGUUAAACCCGGCGCCAUUUGUAGCCCACCUUUCCAGUUGGAACAGGUCAUCAACAGUCAACAAAUUUCAUGGCGUCUCUUUUACUAACAGCCAGCAGGCCGUCCGAGGACGUCUCGUAUUCCAACUCUGGAGAAGGCAAAGUCUGUCCAUCUCCGAUGUCUACUUUCGGGAGCGAUUUCAAUGACAAUUUGUUUUUGGAAGAUUCAAACGCUCAAACAUUUUCAAGGGCAGACUACACGGACUUAUUGUCAAAGACAACAAAUAAUCUGCAACUUCUUGCAGAACCAGAACAAGUGGUUAAAAGCAUGGAGGACGAUAAUGAAGACCUACAUGUAUGUGACCAAACUGAAGAGGCUGCAUUUACAGAAGAAACUGUAAAAAUAACUGUUUUUGCAACAAAUGCAAAGAAGUCUGACAUUGAAUGUGAAAAGGAUAAAUACUACAUAAAGGUUAAAACGAAAGUAAAAAUUAAAAAACACAAAAAGAAUUGUGUUAAAAAUGUUAAGAAGGAGAAAAGGAAAAAUGUUACAGAAGAUUUUGGCUUUUUGGAUGUUUCCCUUUUCCCCCGACCAAGUCGUGCUAUUGUAGAUGAUGAUGAAAAUGCCUUGGAACGUUAUUAUGCAGUAGAACAAAGUCUAGACGAAUUUGAAGAUUUAGUUGCGCCUUAUAAAAAAGAAUUGGACAUCGAAGGAAACUAUAUGAAAAUGGAUAAACAUUUGCGUUGUGAUAAAGACAGAAGAAUUAGAAAAGCUCACAUUCAAGUAAAGGACAAGUACUGUAAAAGUGUUAAAAACAAUGAAGGACGUAAAUCAUUGUAUGUUCACCACAGAGUGUAUAAGCUCAUGGAGCUAGAGACACAGAGACUUUCCUACAUGCCAAGUCAAAGGAGGGCAAGACAAGAUAUAAAGCGUGAAGAAAUGAAGGAAAUUCAGCGUGCUAAAUCAGGUCGUCCAGUAUACAAUAGUACUCGUGCCAUGCCAGCAGGUCGAGGUCGUACCCAAAAUUUGGCGUACGCCAUUGACAACAACAACGCUGCUCAGGACCUGGACAAUGCACUUGUAAAUCUCCUAAUAACACUUCAGCACAGGGACCUCACACCUGAGGACUAUGAAACACUUCUCAGACUUGAUGAGACUGUGGCACCAAAAACACUACAGAUGGAUGUUGUAGCAUCCUUUAAAACUGACAUUGUUAAUGAGAGUUGUGUCAAUGAUACGUGUGCCAUUUGUAUGGAUCAGUAUGCUUUGGGACAAUCCAGGAAAUUUCUCCCCUGUAAGCACGUCUUUCACGCAAACUGUAUUGACAUGUGGCUGCAGAAUUCAUCUUUAAAUUGUCCAAUUGAUAAUUUGCCAGUUGAUGUUUCAAACAGCUGACAAGAAAACAUUGUACUGUAAGAAAUUUUUAUAUAUUAACAGUGUGUUUCUAUGACUACCAUAAUCUGAUUAAAACUUGUGACUACUCUAGGA
Messenger RNA from Pecten maximus, 1530 nucleotides. RefSeq lists its product as uncharacterized. Lineage: Eukaryota; Metazoa; Mollusca; Bivalvia; Pectinida; Pectinidae. Bases 133 to 1437 code for a protein of 434 amino acids. The record is from RefSeq and is a predicted model, not a curated record. Gene Ontology annotation, cellular component: cytoplasm; nucleoplasm. The transcript is spliced from 2 exons.